GCAUGCGCAGUAGCUCUCCUCCCUGUCUCUCCUGACCGCUAGUGACCUCAGCAGCUUCUGCAGCAGCACAACUUGGACGGGCUCGGCACACGUGCACUCACACACGCGCGCGCACGCCGCUUAAAUUGCACUCAUAAAAAAAGCCGGAGCAGGCAGGAGGAGAUGGCGGGGAUAUUCGGGAAAAUCUUCGUGGGUAUUUACGUGGAGAUAAAACGGAGCGACGGACGAAUACACCAGGCGAUGGUCACAUCACUGCAUGAAGACAACGACAGUGUGACGGUGGAGUGGAUCGAGAAUGGGGACACCAAAGGAAAAGAGAUCGACCUGGAGAGCAUCUUUGCUCUGAAUCCAGAUGUUGCUCCAGAUGAGGAGAUACCACAGAGUCCCGAGGCUCCUGUUCCUCCCUCCAACGUGGCCAAAACCAGCAAAGUCCCCAAGCCAUCAGGUGACGCCAGCUGCAGACUGCAGGUAGAUCACACCAGGAGUCACCACAACAAGUACAAUACCAGAAGAAUUACAGCAAUACCCAAACCUGAGAACGCUCCACGAGAGAAUAGAGCUGCAGCGGUGGGAACCACCCGGGCCCGUCCGAGCCAGCACAGCCAAGCGGCAGAGCCCCCUCCUCCGGCCAUCACUCCCCAGACCGCCAUCAACCAGGCGCUCCUGAAGGAACAGAACGCACGAAGGAAAUCCAACUGUGUGAAGGAAGUGGAGAAACUGCAGGAGAAACGAGAGAAGAGACGACUUCAGCAGCAAGAGCUCAGAGAGAAGAGAGCACAAGAGGUGGAUGUGAAUUUACCAAACUAUGAAAUCAUGUGCAUGAUCAGAGACUUCAGAGCCAGUCUGGACUACAGGCCUUUAACCACUAAUGAUCUGAUCGAGGAGCAUCGGAUAUGUGUGUGUGUGCGAGCGCGUCCUCUCAAUAAAAAAGAGUUGUCAGUGAAGGAUUUGGAUGUGAUCACCAUUCCCAGUAAAGACGUGGUAAUGGUCCACGAGCCGAAGCAGAAAGUCGACUUGACCCGCUACCUGGAGAACCAAACUUUCCGCUUCGACUACGCCUUCGACGAGAACUCAACCAACGAAAUGGUUUACAGGUUCACCGCUCAGCCGCUGGUCGAGACCAUUUUCGAAAGAGGGAUGGCGACCUGCUUCGCGUACGGACAAACCGGAAGUGGAAAAACACACACGAUGGGAGGCGACUUUUCAGGAAAGAACCAGGACUGCUCUAAAGGGAUCUACGCGCUGUCUGCCAGAGACGUCUUUCUCAUGUUAAAGAAGCCAAACUACAAGAAGUUGGAUCUCCAAGUCUUUGCCACAUUUUUUGAGAUUUACAGCGGGAAGGUGUUUGACCUGCUAAACCGUAAGGCCAAGUUACGCGUCCUGGAGGACGGGAAGCAGCAGGUGCAGGUGGUGGGGCUGCAGGAGCGGGAGGUGAAAUGCACAGAGGACGUCCUCAAACUCAUCGAAGUGGGAAACAGCUGCAGGACUUCUGGUCAGACUUCGGCGAACGCCCACUCCUCUCGAAGCCACGCCGUGUUCCAGAUCAUCCUGCGCCGGCGGGGAAAGAUGCACGGAAAGUUUUCCCUUAUUGACCUGGCGGGAAACGAGAGAGGAGCCGACACAUCCAGCGCCGACCGCCAGACUCGCCUCGAAGGAGCAGAGAUCAACAAGAGCCUGCUGGCACUCAAGGAGUGUAUUCGAGCUCUGGGCCGAAACAAACCUCACACUCCGUUCAGAGCCAGCAAGUUAACUCAAGUACUGAGAGACUCCUUCAUAGGAGAAAACUCCAGAACAUGCAUGAUUGCCACCAUCUCUCCCGGGAUGGCUUCUUGUGAAAACACCUUGAACACGCUGAGAUACGCCAACAGAGUAAAGGAGUUCGGGAUCAGUCCCUCAGAUAUUCCCUUCUCCCAGAGCGGAGGCGGAGGAGGUCGCUCUGAACUCUCCCCUACGUAUGAGGUGAAGGAGCUCACAGUGGACCCUGCGGCGGCCAUGGAGAGCCGCCAGGGAGGACACAUCAACCAGCUGGAGGUGCUGGAGGCUCAGUGGGGAGUCGGGAGUUCCCCGCAGAGAGACGAUCUGAAGCUGCUCUGUGAACAGAAUGAGGAAGAGGUUUCCCCGCAGCUGUUCACUUUCCAUGAGGCCGUCUCUCAGCUGGUGGAGAUGGAGGAGCAGGUUCUGGAGGAUCACAGGGCCGUGUUCCAGGAGUCGAUCCGCUGUCUGGAAGAGGAGAAGGUGCUUUUGGAGAUGACGGAGGAGGUGGACUACGAUGUCGAGUCUUACGCAACUCAACUCGAACAAAUCCUGGAUCAGAAGAUCGACAUCCUCACCGAGCUGAGAGAUAAAGUCAAGUCUUUCCGUUCUGCGCUCCAGGAAGAGGAGCAAGCUAGCCAACAAAUAACCCCCAAGAGGCCUCGUGCACUAUAGACACAUAAAAAAAAUAUGAUAUUCAACUGUUGAUGAAAGAGCUGAUUUAGCUCAGCUGUGAUUUUAUGACUUACUGUCUAUAUGUGUGUAUGUGGUCUCUCUCUCUCUCUCCCCCCCAAAAACUUUUGCUGUACAGGCUGCCAUCGCUUCCCAUCAUCCAUCCGUCCACCUGUAAACCUUCCAUCCUCCUGUGAAGUGAAUUUACAAGGUUUCCGUGAUUAAGUCACAAGUGCUUCAUUUUAAGCCAAAAAAACAAACAAAAAAAAAGAUGAUAAAUUAUUUGAUUUAAAUACAUUUUUAUAGGAUCGAUCAUAGGAUAUCCCCACUUUGGCCAAUUUUAUAAACAGCUGUUGCCAUUUUGUGCAAUAUCGCGCCUUGUUUGGAGGAUUUUCUUCCUGUUCUUCCCCUUGUUUCAGCUCAGGGGUGAACAGGGCUUUAUCGAGUUUAUGUGUAUAAAAAAAAAACAACAAAAAAACAAAAAAUGAGCCAAAUGUGUGUUUGUGUUGAUACUGUAUGUAAUAUAUGGUUGAUUGAGAGAAAGCCUAAAACACAAAACUAAUCUUACAUUACAUUUAUCGGCCUGACAGGGGCGCUAUAAUCAAAGAAACUUGAGACGCAAAACUUUCAUUCCAGAGUGAUCCAUAAAUACAUCUACAGACAACAGAUUUUUCAUUUGCCAUAAUAAAGACAGGCUACUUCUUGUU
This is a messenger RNA of Thunnus maccoyii (southern bluefin tuna), 3131 nucleotides long. RefSeq names its product kinesin-like protein KIF2A. Bases 163 to 2427 code for a protein of 754 amino acids. Gene Ontology annotation, biological process: microtubule-based movement. The transcript has 22 exons. The record is from RefSeq and is a predicted model, not a curated record. Gene Ontology annotation, molecular function: microtubule binding; ATP binding; microtubule motor activity. Lineage: Eukaryota; Metazoa; Chordata; Actinopteri; Scombriformes; Scombridae.